Fusarium mangiferae is the source of this 1770-nucleotide messenger RNA. RefSeq lists its product as uncharacterized. The record is from RefSeq and is a predicted model, not a curated record. The transcript has a single exon. The coding region runs from base 1 to 1770 and encodes 589 amino acids. NCBI's taxonomy places the organism in Eukaryota, Fungi, Ascomycota, Sordariomycetes, Hypocreales, Nectriaceae.
AUGAACAUGUCAGAUCCUAUCGCUCUAUUUCAUAUCACCGCUCAGAAUGCGGGACUACUCAUUCGCAAAACGAACAAUUCAUUUUGUUUUGAGACUUUCGAAUUAUCCCCUUCCAACGAGUCUGUCAUGACCUCUAAAGGUCGAUUAGUACGCCAGUUCCCAGCAUCUGCAACCAGACUGUCCCCUAACGACUUUGAAAACUCCGAGUUUCAGGAGGUUCUGGUCAACACACUUGCUAAGAUGGCCAAGCAAACGGUGGCGGAGGUGCAGCAGAAGGUUAGAAAAGCAAAGCAAGAGCAAGAUGAAGACAGAGACACGGCACAUCCGCGUAUUGUGACCGAACUCUUGACGAGCAUAAUUCGGGGUAUCGGCAAGUCCAUUACUGUCGAGGGAGUCUGCAAGAACACCCGCGAGGAAGUGCUGUGGAGCAGGAGUAAGCUUCCGUGGAGAAGAUCUCCGGUCUGGCUUCUCGUUCGCGUUGGACUGCAUCUUACCAUGAAACGCCUCGCGGAUGGCUCGGAUAAGACGUACAAGAGAUUCAUGAUCUUCUUUAUGGCUCAAGUGCUGCAUAUCGCCAACAACAAACCGACACAAAGCGAGGUGAUUCACAUAAUGGUCACCAAACUUUCAAGACGACUUUGUAAACUUGAGAAACCUCAAGAUGGACCAUGGCUUCAAGAAAUCAGCUCGGUUGUCUCAAUUGCUUCUGCCUGUUUACACCAACGUUGGACAAACAUCUGCACGCGAUUGCAGAAACCCUUGGACCUGGAGAAACUCUCCAAGAUCAAGGUGGAGGACAACCUACGCUUUUCGGUUCCUGAGAUGGAUGAGUUCGUCUUCGCAAUUCUCCACGUCAAAAAAACCACCCAGAACUCGAGCUUCGAACCGACAUCAAGUGUUUCCACUUUUGACACGCAAGAUCUCCCUUUGCUCGCUACCAAUAUCCACAAGGAUUAUACUUCCUUCGCCCUGGCUAUGUUUGAAACCUGGAUUAGAGAUUACCUGAGUCAAUGGAUCAAAGGCCAUAUCGGGGAAGAAUCCUGCUGUGAAAAAUUGCAACAGUCUUUGUGCAGCUAUUAUAAUACCGCUGCAGACUGGUACUCGAGGCGUCCAGAGGGCGCAUCACGAAUGCUCCUGACCAUUGGAGAACUUUGGAUCGCAAUCGACAGGGCUGCAAUUCACAAAUAUCCUAUGCUACAAGAGUAUAAGACUGAGGUGCCGACUGACGUUUGGCAAGCACUUUUGAUCCAUUCUAAAGACGACAUGGCCAGGCUUCAUCGUCUGGAGAGUCAUCUCUUAGAACGGGAGCGCACUGCCGCGUUACAUAGGCGACCAUCUAUCUUUCGUUCUUAUGGAGAGACAUCCUCCUUUUCUGUAAGGUACUUUGUCAAGUCUACCAAGCUUCAGGCGAAGAAAAUGGAGAUAGAGAAAAGCGCUUCGCAGCGUCGGCAAGACAGGAUCAAGGAGUUUCGUCGUCUUGAACAAAAGUAUGACGAUCUGAUGGCAAGUUCGGAAAGAAUGGUAUGUAAUUCUGUGUCUGUCCGUUCGUUCGAUCUAGUGUAUGACGAACAUAUACCAUCAAGCUGCAAUCGCUGUUGCCUUGAACAACAAGCAAAGGGCCUUCGGAUCGCGGUUCAUGAGUGGCCCUUGCCCGACAACCUCCUUGAAGCACAAUCAACUGUGUUUGAGCUGGAAAUUCCCCGUCCUUUCUCCAUAUGGCGUGAUGUCACCUUUUUCCUCAUUGAAGAUGUGCUAGGAUACGAGUCUUGA